Molecule: messenger RNA, 1428 nt
Organism: Saimiri boliviensis boliviensis (Bolivian squirrel monkey)
Lineage: Eukaryota; Metazoa; Chordata; Mammalia; Primates; Cebidae
Source: RefSeq, a predicted model, not a curated record
AUGAUUUCAAAUCCAAGGGCAGGGCGGCGACUCGGAGAAAAGCAGCGGCUCACAGCCUGGCGUGGCCCCCGGGCGAGAGCCGGGCGCGGGGGGGUCGGGGAGAUCUGGGCCUCCGCCCCCUCGGCGGACCGGGCGCAGCACGUGCCGGCCCCGGGGGUCGGGCGGACGCGGGGGGACGCGCUCCCGGCCGAGGCCCCGGAGCUCCGGCGUCGGCGGCCGGACACAAAGGAGCGGCCCGCGCCGGGCGCCGCGGAAUAUAAAUUAAUAAAUACAACGUCCCAGCUCGAGAGCUCCCGGCCGCCAAUCCGCCUGCAGCAAGUUUGUUCAACUCGCAGGGCCGGUCCGGCAGGCCCGGCUGUGCUGCUGGAAACACAGGACGCGCUGCACGUGGCGCUGGAGCUGGUCAUCGCCGCUCUGUCGCUGGCAGGCAAUGUGCUGGUGUUGGCCGCGGUGGGCACGGCGAGCUCGCUGCAGACGCCCACCAACUACUUCCUGGUGUCCCUGGCUGCGGCCUCGGCCGUGGGGCUCUUCGCUAUCCCCUUUGCUAUCACCGUCAGCCUGGGCUUCUGCACUGACUCCUGUGGCUGCCUCUUCCUCAAGCAGAGCUCCAUCUUCAGUCUCCUGUCCGUGGCAGUCGACAGGGACCUGGCCGUCUGUGUCCCGCUCAGGUAUAAAAGUUUGGUCACUGGGACCCGAGCAAGAGGGGUCAUUGCUGUCCUCUGGGUCCUUGCCUUUGGCAUCGGAUUGACACCAUUCCUGGGGUGGAACAGUAAAGACAGUGCCACCAGCAACUGCCCAGAGCCCUGGGAUGGAACCAUGAAUGAAAGCUGCUGCCUUGUGAAGUGUCUCUUUGAGAAUGUGGUCCCCAUGAGCUACAUGAUGUAUUUCAAUUUCUUUGGGUGUGUUCUGCUCCCUCCCCUUAUAAUGCUGGUGAUCUACAUCAAGAUCUUCAUGGUGGCCUGCAGGCAGCUUCAGCGCACUGAGCUGAUGGACCACUCGAGGACUACCCUCCAGUGGGAGACCCACGCGGCCAAAUCCCUAGCCAUGAUUGUGGGGAUUUUUGCCCUGUGCUGGCUACCAGUGCAUGCCGUUAACUGUCUCACUCUUUUCCAGCCAGCUCAGGGUAAAAAUAAGCCCAAGUGGGCAAUGAAUAUGGCCAUUCUUCUGUCACAUGCCAAUUCGGUUGUCAAUCCUAUUGUCUGUGCUUACGGGAACCGAGACUUCCGCUAUACUUUUCACAAAAUUAUCUCCAGGUAUCUUCUCUGCCAAAUAGAUGUCAAGAGUGGGAAUGGUCAGAUGGGACAGCCUGCUCUCGGUGUGGGCCUGUGAUCUAGGCUCUGGCCUCUUCAAGGAGAAGAUACAAAUCCACAAUAAACAGAGGACAUGGCUGGAGGAGUCUUACUGUGAAAGAUAGCUACACCUCACAAG